Molecule: messenger RNA, 2664 nt
Organism: Hippopotamus amphibius kiboko
Lineage: Eukaryota; Metazoa; Chordata; Mammalia; Artiodactyla; Hippopotamidae
Gene: TGM3
Product: transglutaminase 3
Exons: 13
Coding region: 81-2159 (692 amino acids)
Biological process (GO): peptide cross-linking
Molecular function (GO): protein-glutamine gamma-glutamyltransferase activity
Source: RefSeq, a predicted model, not a curated record
GGCGAUCCCAGCAGUCGGUCACCCCACACUAUCCGUGAUUUCCCAGAAGAGACCAGAGAGGAAGCAGAGGAGGCAGAACCAUGUCUGAAAUCCAGGGUAUCGAUUGGCAGACAACCUCCAACCGGCAGGCACAUCAUACCAGCAAGUUCUACAGCAAGGAGCCCAUCAUGCGGAGAGGCCAACUCUUCUCUAUUACAUUGACCUUACAGCGAAGCCUCAGCCCUAGAGGAAGUGUGACAUUCACAGCCUCCACAGGGCCUUAUCCCUCAGAGUCGGCCAAGACAAAGGCUGUGUUUCCACUCUCCAACAGAAUAAGUGGCACUGGCUGGGGCGCACAACUUCUGUCCACCAAGGACAAUGUUCUGAGCAUCUCCAUCCUCAGUCCUGCUAAUGCACCCAUAGGAAGGUACACACUGACCAUUCAGAUCUCCUCCCAGGGCAGAGACUCCACUGUGAAACUUGGAACAUUCAUACUGCUCUUUAACCCCUGGUUGCAAGCCGAUGAUGUCUUUAUGGGUAACCAUGCUGAGAGAGAGGAGUACGUUCAGGAAGAUGCUGGCAUCAUCUUUGCGGGAAGUGCAAAUCGAAUUAGCAUGAUUGGCUGGAACUACGGACAGUUUGAAGACGGCAUUCUGAACAUUUGCCUCUCCAUCCUGGAUAACAGUCUGAAUUAUCGCCGUGACCCUGCUAUGGAUGUAGCCAACAGAAGUGACCCUAAAUAUGUUGGCCGGGUGCUGAGUGCAAUGAUCAAUGGAAAUGAUGACAAUGGUGUGGUUUCUGGGAACUGGAGCGGUAACUACACAGGUGGCCAGCACCCAAGGAAUUGGAAUGGCAGCGUGGAGAUUCUAAAGGAGUGGCAAAGAUCCGGCUUCAGGCCAGUCCGAUACGGCCAGUGCUGGGUCUUCGCUGGGACCCUCAACACAGUGCUGCGGUCUUUUGGGAUCCCCUCCCGAGUGAUCACCAACUUCAACUCGGCUCAUGACACUGACCGGAACCUCAGCGUGGAUGUGUACUAUGACCCCAUUGGACAGCCCUUGGACAAAGGCAGUGACAGCGUAUGGAAUUUCCACGUCUGGAAUGAAGCCUGGUUUGUGCGGACUGACCUGGGCCCUUCAUUCAAUGGAUGGCAGGUUCUGGACGCCACCCCCCAGGAGAGGAGCCAAGGGGUGUUCCAGUGCGGCCCUGCUUCAGUUAUCGCUAUCCGAGAGGGUAACGUGGACUGGGACUUCGACAUGCCCUUCAUCUUUGGGGAGGUGAACGCUGACCGCAUCACCUGGAUCUAUGAUGCCUCGACGGGCACCAUGAAGAAAAGUUCCUCGGACUCUUCCACCGUUGGCAAAUACAUCAGCACCAAAGCCGUGGGCAGCAACUCUCGCAUAGAUGUCACCGAGAAGUACAAGUACCCAGAAGGUUCCAGUCAGGAAAGACAAGUAUUUGAAAAGGCUUUGAGGAAACUUAAACCCAGUGCAUCAUUUGGCCCAAUGUCUGCAAGAAGCUUUGCAAGAGAGGAACGGAAGCCCAGCCUCUCUGGGAAGUUCAAGAUCACUGGCUUACUGGCAGUGGGCAAAGAUGUCAACCUGACCCUGUUGCUCCAAAACCUAACAAGUGAUUCGAAGUCAGUGACGGUGAACAUGACAGCCUGGACUAUUGUCUACAACGGCACACUUGUACACGAGGUGUGGAAGGACUCCUUCACUCUAUCCCUGGAUCCUAAAGAAGAGAAACAGCAUCCUGUAAAGAUUCCCUAUGCUCUGUAUGAGAGGUACCUGAAGGCAGACAACAUGAUCCGGACCACGGCUGUGUGCCAGGUCACCGACGAGCCCGAGGUGGUGGUGGAGAGGGACGUCAUCCUGGACAACCCCACCCUGAUCCUGGAGGUGCUGAACGAGGCCAAGGUGCAGAAACCUGCGAAGGUGCAGAUGCUCUUCUCCAACCCGCUGGAUGAACCGGUGAAGGACUGCGUGCUGAUGGUGGAGGGGAGCGGCCUGCUACUGGGCAACCUCAAGAUCGACGUGCCAGCCCUGCGCCCCAAGGAGCGGUCCCGCGUGCAUUUUGAGAUCCUGCCUACCCGGAGUGGCACCAAGCAGCUCCUUGCCAACUUCUCCUGCAACAAGUUCCCUGCAAUCAAGGCCAUGCUGGCCGUCGACGUGGCCAAGUGAAGGGCCCGGGUGGCCCUAUACCAACUUGGGAACACGGAGCAGACUCUGAACUUGCCUGUGGAGUGAGCCCCCUGCCCACACAUGCCAUCUGGCCUGGGAAACUCACUCUGUCCCCCAAGGCUGCCUGGCUGCGGACCUCCAGCCUCCAGCACACACCCCCUCCCUUGCUCUCAGGCUGGGCUGGUUCCACCCUGGCCCAUGACUUGAUCACUUUUGCACAUUCCCUGAGCUUCUCCCCAACGCUGUCUGCUCUGUGAGCCCCAUGGCCCCUCUCAGCCCUCAUACCCUUAAUCCUGUGGGCAAGGAGUGGCACCUCACCCAGUGACUCUCCAGAUGGAUAUGGGGGGAGAAGAUGGUCUAGACUGUUUUCUGGUCCCCAGCCUGCAGUUGGCACAUUCCUGCUCCUCCCUUGGGCCAUGGUGGCAGCAGGGGGAUGAUGGUUAACCACCUUUUGUGACACUCACAAUCACACCCUCAAAAUAAAAGUUAAAAAGAGAGUGACCAC